Molecule: messenger RNA, 1452 nt
Organism: Fonsecaea erecta
Lineage: Eukaryota; Fungi; Ascomycota; Eurotiomycetes; Chaetothyriales; Herpotrichiellaceae
Exons: 1
Coding region: 1-1452 (483 amino acids)
Molecular function (GO): chloride channel activity
Source: RefSeq, a predicted model, not a curated record
AUGGAGGGAACCAAGAACCUCAAAUUGGAGGUCACCGACUUCGCCUCCUCGACCUCCUCCCACGACACGAAUGUGCUCGCCUCUCCUGGGCGAGUCACCGACUUCACACCACUCGCACUCCGGGCCCCCACCCACAACGGGAUCGAACUCGAAGACCUGUUUGUCGGCCCUCGGGACAUGAACCACCACUCCAAAUGGCCGUUCUUCCUCCGUCUGCACGGGAGCGUGCUGCCCAAGAUGAUCCUUCCGCUGAUCUUCGUCGCAGGCUGGGCGACGUUGUUCACCUGCAUCAACAAAUUCGUAUACGAGCUGGUCUUUGACUCGGUCCUCCUCACCAUCACUGGCUUCGUGGUCAGUUUGGCACUGUCGUUCCGGUCGACCACCGCCUAUGAACGAUACAGCGAGGGACGGAGAUAUUGGGCACAGUUGGUGGUGACGUCGAGAAAUCUGGCAAGAAUCAUCUGGAUCCACGCCAAAGAGCGGCACACCCCGGAUGAAGCACAGGGGAAGGCGGAGCUGCUCGCCAAACUGACGGCCCUGAACCUCAUCAAUGCCUUCGCGGUGGCGUUGAAGCACCGCCUCCGAUUCGAGCCGUCUACCGAGUAUCCGGACCUGCAGCCUCUGAUCGGGAACCUGCACACGCUCGCCGGCGAGGCCGACCAGAGCAAACUGCAACCCAAAAAAGUCGGGUCGUGGAAGGCGGCGGGCGAGUACCUGGGGGUGUCGUUCGCCGAGUCGAACCCGCGCAAGCUGAUCAAGCGGUCACGUGAAAACCUGGGCAACCUCCCGCUGGAGAUCCUCAACUACCUGGGGGCGUACCUGGACCAGAUCUGUUCCAACGGGCAGCUGACGAUCCCCGUCCACCAGACCAACGCCAUGAACAGCAUCGUGCAGAUGGCCGACAUCCUGACCGGCACGGAACGGGUGCUGAACACGCCGGUGCCGAUCGCCUACUCGAUCUCCAUCUCGCAGAUCACCUGGGUGUACAUCCUGACGCUGCCGUUCCAGAUCUACAGCAAGCUGGGGUGGGUGACGAUCUUCGGCGUGGUGCUGGCGGCGUACAUCAUCCUGGGGCUGGCGGCGAUCGGGUACGAGAUCGAGAAUCCGUUUGGGGUGGACGUCAACGACCUGCCGCUCGACGCCUACUGCCGGGAACUGGCGGCCGACAUCGACAUCAUCACGAGCAUGCCCGCCCCGACGACGGAGGACUUCAUCGCCACGGCCCGCAACAAGGUGCUGUUUCCGUUGAGCCUGAGCGCCUACGACAUGUGGAGUCACCGGUCCGUGGCGGAGAUCCGCAGUGCAUUGAGAGCCAAGGCCACGACAGCGGCACCGUCGCUCGACUUUGAGCGUGCCCAGGCCCAGGUCGAGAGCACGAACGAGUCGAUGGAGGCGCAGCAGGCGGCGGAGGAGAACAAGCACCGGGACGUCAUGGCGGCCGAGGCGGUGUAA